Messenger RNA from Dermacentor albipictus, 3208 nucleotides. RefSeq names its product peroxisome proliferator-activated receptor gamma coactivator-related protein 1-like. Gene Ontology annotation, cellular component: nucleus. Gene Ontology annotation, biological process: positive regulation of transcription by RNA polymerase II. Gene Ontology annotation, molecular function: transcription factor binding; RNA binding. The record is from RefSeq and is a predicted model, not a curated record. Lineage: Eukaryota; Metazoa; Arthropoda; Arachnida; Ixodida; Ixodidae.
UUGGAGUGCGUCAGAAGCGCAGUGCACGGCUAGCACUGGGCGUCGAGUUCUGUCUUCCCGUCAAAGGCGAAAGCACGUGCUUCUACAUCCCAAAAUUUCCUAAUGCCAAAAUCGCUUAGCUGACACCGACUUUGCCGAAAUAAGCCGGCAACAAAUGUAUUCAAUGGAGAUGAACAACUUGAUCAACUGUAGGAAUAUGGAGCAAGUAUAUUUUGACCUCCUCUCUGGACCCCUUCUAGAAGAUGAUGAUAAGGAUUUGCUUGACCCGGACUUGCCAUUUGAACUCCCCGACCCAUCUGUUGUUUUCGAAUCAGAAGUGGCGUGCUGGGUGCAGCAGAGUCCCAUUUGGGGCAAAAAUGUUCCUGAUAUAAAAAGUUCAGUAGAAGAGGAGGUUGAAGGGGACAUAAACUGGGUGAGUGAACUACCUGGCUGGAUCAAAGAGGUGCCAAAGAUAGAGUCUUCAGAGGAAGAUGAGGUGGAUGUUGUUUCUGUUGACGACGACACGAAGUCAUUUCAAAGCACAGAGCCUAGCACACCUACCAAGACAGACACUCAGCCUCUGCCAGACAAGAGCCCAAAGAAUGCAGCUGAAGGAGCACCUGUUGUUUCCAGUUCUCUGCUAGACCGUAUGAAAGCAGCCUCUGCAAAAAAGCGCAGUCCAAUCUUGAUUCAGCCUCCUGAACGAAGUCGUCCAUCAAAGAAUGACGCAGCUACCAACACGGCGCCAUGUCCUGCUGCCACCCCUGACCAUGACUACUGCACAGCAGCCAAGGGUGGUUCCAGGGCUGAAAACCACUCGGGGAAACGUGAUCAUGCUGUGGUGAGACCUGUGUCCAGAUCACCAUCUGUAACCAGGAGCUACCGCCCACAAAAGCGCAGCGUGGCAAGGCGGCCUUCACGAUCACCUAGGCGGCGGCGGCGGUCUCGCUCCAGCUCUCCGUCUUCCGGAAGUUCUUCAUAUGGAUCAUCUGAUGACUCAGUGCGACAGCGGUCUCGGUCGUCCCGGCGUUCUCGUGACUGCCAUAGUUCAUGGCGGCCGCAGCACUGCCAAAAGGAGCCACGGAGGUUUAUGCCUUCCCCACCACGUCGACGAAUUCCAGAUCAGAAGGAAGAAAGACGUGUGAUUUAUGUUGGAAACAUCCCCGAAGGGACAACUCGGCUUGCUCUGCGUGAAAGAUUUGCUCGUUUUGGUCACAUAGAGGAAGUCAGCGUGCACUUCCGGGAUCACGGGGAUAACUACGGGUUUGUAACAUUUCUGCGGGGCUCUGAUGCGUAUGAGGCUGUCGAACAUGGCAACGAUGAUCCCAAGCUUCCGCGCUUCGACCUCUGCUUUGGUGGACGCCGACAGUUCUGUCGAACCAACUGGGCUGAUCUAGACUCUCAGUACGAGAGGUAUUACUACAUCCAGCGAGAGCCACAUGUUAACAACCUUGACUUCGACAGCCUGCUGCAAGCAGCAAAGUCGAAAAUCCAAGGCUCCCAACAAUACUGACAUCUGUGGACCUUAUGGUGUUUUCCUUUUAAUGGCGCCACACCCGUAGAGGGUUGGCUUGUGCCUGGACUGCUAUUAACUUAUUCUUCUGAUGAUGUGAGGUGCUAUAUAGGAAUCAUAUUUAAUGUGUACAGAAUCCUAAGUGGGCUAGGAGAGUGUAAAUACAUGCGGGGUUCCUUUUUAAUCAUUUAUGACCUUAAUGGAUUGAAUCAUCCUGAAGACGAGCGUCAGGCGUGGAAGUGUUUUUAUGGCUUGGCAACUUGUUACUAUUACUCUCCUUUGUUAUUUCAUGCAGCACGUUUUUUUUUUGCUGAGUGUUGCAGUACUUUUGUGGCCAUCGUUAAAGAGAUUGGAGCAUUAUAUUUUAUCAUGUGUGCCAAGCACAAUAUUGUUGCUUACUCUUGUUUUAUUGUUUUGCCAUGUAAACAUGGAACAUUUUGCCUUUACAAUGUGGGGCAGGGAUCAGGGAGCAGUUUUUCUUGUACAUAUCCAUGUAUUAUAGUGCAAAUGGCUGAUUUAUGUUCAAAUGUCUUAGUGCAGCAUGUCAUUGUAAUUUACCUAGUAACUAAUAGUUUUCAUUGAACAUUUGUGUAGUCCACCGCAUGUUCCUUCAUGUUCAACAUGAGCUGUUUUGAUGGGACUUAGUAACCAACCAUUCAGCAUGUGCUGUUAAGGGGCAGCUCUGGUAAUUUUUUUCGGUAUACACAUCGCAUCACAAAAGUAUUUAUUGUAUGCAGUGCGCAAACAAUUUAUUCAUUAUGGUUGAACUUGUCUCAAGAUGUCGUUGCUAGCCCUCCUGUUCCAUCGACUACCUGUUCUAGCAUCAGCACUGAUGAUGCAAGCAGAAAUUCUCUGGGCUGCCCAGUCUGGUUUUCGUUUUGUUUUCUGCUUAUUUAAAAUUAUUUCUGCAUUCUUAUAUGAAUUGAGCUGUCUCACAUGUGAAACAUAACCAGCCUGGGAACCCUUUGGUCUCAAAUUUGAUACCCUGGACAAGCACAAACUUCAACUGUGAAGCAUCGUGAGAAAUCUGAGUUUCCUUUGUAGCUUCAUGCUACUGUCGGGUUGAAGACAAUUUUCUCUUCAUAAAGGGCCCCUCACUGGCCAUGCAGCAAAUUUUGGUUAUACGCUGGAAGUUGUUACAUGCCUUCUAGAGAGUGUUUCAUCACAAGAAUUUUAAAUGCGUGUGCAUUUCUACGCCUACACAACGAGGAAACUCAUCCGCCACGUAAGGCGACUGCUUUCAUUAUAGGGCCCACAGCAGCAUAAAGCGAAUUUACCUUCGUGCUGCCUCUCACUUCAACACAAACUAAGCAGCAAGAACACCGUGCACAUGAUGCUAUCGGUGCACUGUGUCCCCAUCGGAGAUCACCUUCAACAUGAGGCCUACGCAUCUCGCGUCAACGCGAGCUAAGCGGUGAAAACGCAGCACACGUGAAGGUAUCAGCACUCGGCGCACUCUGUCCCCAUUGCCGAUCGCUUUCAACGUAAAACCCGUGCCAUGCCAUAUACAACCGCUGCCGGAAUAUGGUUCAUCACGGUUUAUAGUAAUUCGACACAGAUGGCGCUAAAGAGCAAUAAUGGCUUGUAACAAUGGGAACUUCAUCAGUGCACCUGGUGCUGCCACCUGUGGUAGUUUUUUUUGUAUCAUCAAUUCACCUUGCACUGCCAUUUGCAGCAGUUCAUGUUGACGCAGCACUGUCAUUUAUACUGGUUGGA